CCCGCUCGAGUGUCCUCGGCACCGAGGGCUCGCGGGUCCUGAGGGGAGGAGGCGAGCCAGGGGCCGGGCACUGAGCUCUUUGGCGCCCCCACCCCCGUUUUCGGAGCCCUCCACGCUGCGGCCACUGUCCCCUCCGGACCAUGGCCGACGACGACGUGCUGUUCGAGGAUGUGUACGAGCUGUGCGAGGUGAUCGGCAAGGGUCCCUUCAGUGUUGUACGACGAUGCAUCAACAGAGAAACUGGGCAACAAUUUGCUGUAAAAAUUGUUGAUGUAGCCAAGUUCACAUCAAGUCCAGGGUUAAGUACAGAAGGUAAGAGAUGGAUUUCAAAUCUCAAGCGGGAAGCCAGUAUCUGUCAUAUGCUGAAACAUCCCCACAUUGUAGAGUUAUUGGAGACAUAUAGCUCAGAUGGAAUGCUUUACAUGGUUUUUGAAUUUAUGGAUGGAGCGGAUCUGUGUUUUGAAAUCGUAAAACGAGCUGAUGCUGGUUUUGUAUACAGUGAAGCUGUAGCCAGUCAUUACAUGAGACAGAUACUGGAAGCUCUACGCUAUUGUCAUGAUAAUAACAUAAUUCACAGGGAUGUGAAGCCCCACUGUGUUCUCCUCGCCUCAAAAGAAAACUCGGCACCUGUUAAACUUGGGGGCUUUGGGGUAGCUAUUCAAUUAGGGGAGUCUGGACUUGUAGCUGGAGGACGCGUUGGAACACCUCAUUUUAUGGCCCCAGAAGUUGUCAAAAGAGAGCCUUAUGGAAAACCUGUAGAUGUCUGGGGUUGUGGCGUGAUCCUUUUUAUCCUGCUAAGCGGUUGUUUGCCUUUUUAUGGAACCAAGGAAAGAUUGUUUGAAGGCAUUAUUAAAGGAAAAUAUAAGUUGCUAACUUCCUGGUUUCCAAGGCAAUGUGCUUCAUUCCAACAGCUUCUGAUGAAUCCAAGGCAGUGGAGCCAUAUCUCUGAAAGUGCCAAAGACCUAGUUCGCCGCAUGCUGAUGUUGGAUCCCGCUGAAAGGAUCACUGUUUAUGAAGCACUGAAUCACCCAUGGCUUAAGGAGCGGGAUCGUUAUGCCUACAAGAUUCAUCUUCCAGAAACAGUAGAGCAACUGAGGAAAUUCAAUGCAAGGAGGAAACUAAAGGGUGCAGUACUAGCAGCUGUGUCAAGUCACAAAUUCAACUCAUUCUAUGGGGACCCCCCUGAAGAGUUGCCAGAUUUCUCUGAAGACCCUACCUCCUCAGGAGCAGUCUCACAGGUGCUGGACAGCCUGGAAGAAAUUCAUGCACUUACAGACUGCAGUGAAAAGGACUUAGAUUUUCUGCACAGUGUUUUCCAGGAUCAGCAUCUUCACACACUACUAGAUCUGUAUGACAAAAUUAACACAAAGUCUUCACCGCAAAUCAGGAAUCCUCCGAGUGAUGCAGUACAGAGAGCCAAAGAGGUAUUGGAAGAAAUUUCAUGUUACCCUGAGAAUAACGAUGCAAAGGAACUGAAGCGUAUUUUAACACAACCUCAUUUCAUGGCCUUACUUCAGACUCACGAUGUAGUGGCACAUGAAGUUUACAGUGAUGAAGCAUUGAGGGUUACGCCUCCUCCCACUUCUCCCUAUUUAAAUGGUGAUUCUCCAGAAAGCGCAAACGGAGACAUGGAUAUGGAGAACGUGACCAGAGUUCGCCUGGUCCAGUUCCAAAAGAACACAGAUGAACCAAUGGGAAUCACUUUAAAAAUGAAUGAGCUAAAUCACUGUAUUGUUGCAAGAAUCAUGCAUGGGGGCAUGAUUCACAGGCAAGGUACACUUCAUGUCGGAGAUGAAAUUCGAGAAAUCAAUGGCAUCAGUGUGGCUAACCAAACAGUGGAACAGCUGCAAAAAAUGCUUCGGGAAAUGCGGGGGAGUAUCACCUUCAAGAUCGUGCCAAGUUACCGCACUCAGUCAUCGUCCUGUGAGAGAGAUUCCCCCUCCACUUCCAGACAGUCCCCAGCUAAUGGUCAUAGCAGCACUAACAAUUCUGUUUCGGACUUGCCAUCAACUACCCAACCAAAAGGACGACAGAUCUAUGUAAGAGCACAAUUUGAAUAUGAUCCAGCCAAGGAUGACCUCAUCCCCUGCAAAGAAGCUGGCAUUCGAUUCAGAGUUGGUGACAUUAUCCAGAUUAUUAGUAAGGAUGAUCACAAUUGGUGGCAGGGUAAACUGGAAAACUCCAAAAAUGGAACUGCAGGUCUCAUUCCUUCUCCAGAACUUCAAGAAUGGCGAGUCGCUUGCAUUGCCAUGGAGAAGACCAAACAGGAGCAGCAAGCCAGCUGUACUUGGUUUGGCAAGAAAAAGAAGCAGUACAAAGAUAAAUAUUUGGCAAAGCACAAUGCAGUGUUCGAUCAAUUAGAUCUUGUUACAUAUGAAGAAGUAGUAAAACUGCCAGCAUUCAAAAGGAAAACACUAGUCUUAUUAGGUGCGCAUGGUGUUGGGAGAAGACACAUAAAAAACACCCUCAUCACAAAGCACCCAGACCGGUUUGCAUACCCUAUUCCACAUACAACCAGACCUCCAAAGAAAGAUGAAGAAAAUGGAAAGAAUUAUUACUUUGUAUCUCAUGACCAAAUGAUGCAAGACAUCUCUAAUAACGAGUACCUGGAGUAUGGCAGCCACGAGGAUGCGAUGUACGGGACAAAACUGGAGACCAUCCGGAAGAUCCAUGAGCAAGGGCUGAUCGCAAUACUGGACGUGGAGCCUCAGGCACUGAAGGUCCUGAGAACUGCAGAGUUUGCUCCUUUUGUUGUUUUUAUUGCCGCACCAACUAUCACUCCAGGUUUGAAUGAGGAUGAAUCUCUUCAGCGUCUGCAGAAGGAGUCUGACAUCUUACAGAGAACAUACGCACACUACUUCGAUCUCACAAUUAUCAACAAUGAAAUCGAUGAGACAAUCAGACAUCUGGAGGAAGCCGUGGAGCUCGUGUGCACAGCCCCGCAGUGGGUCCCGGUCUCCUGGGUCUAUUAGGCCUCUCCCCAGAUAUCUGCCGCAUAACUGGGAGCCACCUCAUACAUGGAAAAGCCUCUUUGUUAUCGGCCUUGUGUCAGCAGGUCGUGGUCCCUAGAGACUACCUAGUUGUAGUGUGACCUACAUUUAUAAUUAUUGUCAUGUCCGAAUAGAUAGGAGGAGAAAAACAAUUACACACUAAUUUAAAGAGACAGUAUCUUUUUUAAUCAGUUCUCCUAAACUUUAAUAAAAUGUAUCUUUAAAUGUAUGUAUUAUUCAAUCCUUUGGAAUGUUAUAUUUUUGGAAAUCAUAGCUUUUUAUUUCCAAGGCCCCUAAAAACUGCACAAAAUAGAUGCUGCUUUCUAUAAUCUAUUUUAAUAAUAAUAAACAAUGAUUCUGUUACCUUGA
Molecule: messenger RNA, 3359 nt
Organism: Hippopotamus amphibius kiboko
Lineage: Eukaryota; Metazoa; Chordata; Mammalia; Artiodactyla; Hippopotamidae
Gene: CASK
Product: calcium/calmodulin dependent serine protein kinase
Exons: 27
Coding region: 141-2972 (943 amino acids)
Biological process (GO): protein phosphorylation; regulation of neurotransmitter secretion
Cellular component (GO): basolateral plasma membrane; cell-cell junction; plasma membrane
Molecular function (GO): ATP binding; signaling receptor binding; protein kinase activity
Source: RefSeq, a predicted model, not a curated record